This is a messenger RNA of Hemiscyllium ocellatum (epaulette shark), 547 nucleotides long. RefSeq names its product cytochrome P450 3A19-like. The coding region runs from base 67 to 483 and encodes 138 amino acids. Lineage: Eukaryota; Metazoa; Chordata; Chondrichthyes; Orectolobiformes; Hemiscylliidae. The transcript is spliced from 3 exons. Gene Ontology annotation, molecular function: iron ion binding; steroid hydroxylase activity; oxidoreductase activity, acting on paired donors, with incorporation or reduction of molecular oxygen. The record is from RefSeq and is a predicted model, not a curated record.
CCUCCCACAUACGAGGGAGUGAUGCAGUUGGAAUAUAUGGACAUGGUGAUAUCUGAAACCCUAUGAAUGUUCCCCCCUGACCCCCGCAUUGACAGAGUGUGCAAGAAAGAUGUCCAGCUCAAUGGGGUAACAGUUCCAAAGGGGACUGUAGUCAUGGUUCCUGCCUAUGUCCUGCACCAUGAUCCAAAAUACUGGUCAGAACCUGAAGAGUUUAGACCUGAAAGGUUCAGUAAAGAGAAUAGGGAGUCUCGGAAUCCAAAUAUCUUCUUGCCAUUUGGAGUGGGCCCUCGGAACUGCAUCGGGAUGCGAUUUGCUCAACUUAUGAUGAAGAUGGCACUUGCUUCAUUCUUGCAACAUUUGACCAUUGUGCCAUGCCAGGAGACAUCGAUCCCACUAGAAAUGAAUGUGAAAGGACCCAUGCAUCCCAAAAAACCCGUGAUCCUGAAAUUUGUGCCACGGGUGAAUGCUGAUUCAAGGGAAUAAGGCAGUGGUCCACUUGGAGCUGUUAAAAUAUUUAGGAGCGUGAAUGCCUUGAACUGAAGAGAAA